This is a messenger RNA of Octopus bimaculoides (California two-spot octopus), 2118 nucleotides long. RefSeq names its product allantoicase. Gene Ontology annotation, biological process: allantoin catabolic process. The record is from RefSeq and is a predicted model, not a curated record. NCBI's taxonomy places the organism in Eukaryota, Metazoa, Mollusca, Cephalopoda, Octopoda, Octopodidae. Gene Ontology annotation, molecular function: allantoicase activity.
AACGUAUCUAAUUUUGUUUAUCGCGUCCCUCUGAAAUGAAAAUCAAAAUUUAACCCACCUCAACAACACUACUUAUAAUUCCUGUUGCGUCUUAUUCCGUAUAUCCUUGGUGUCUAUGAAUAACACUAAAACCAGCUUUUAAAUGAUCGGCUGUACAUAAAAUUCCAAUCUAUGGAAAAAGACAUUGCACCAAAAGCUUGGGUAUACACCAAUAUAUCGAUCCACAAUUAUUAAUGAAAACAUAUUGGGGAAAAAAAAGGAAAGAGAACUAAUACAAUGGAUUUGAACAUUGGCACAAGAACGAAAACUCUGACGGGUGUUGGAUUUAGUUGAUCUUGAAAGGAUUUGAACUCAGAAGAUGUAGCUGAAAGAUGGAGGCUGAGGUGAGAAAAGUCAGCACCAGGCAUUUGACAGAAGAACAGAAUGGCUGUAGCCCUGAUUUCCUUUCAUUUCCAGAACUUUCUUCUGAGAAGAUUGGUGGGAAAAUCCAAUAUGCAACCAGUGAAAUUGCUAACAGCGUGGGAAAUCUCUUAAAGACUGCAAAACCUCAGUGGAAGGAAAGCAGAAUUAGGAAUCUCGACCAGCAACCCAUGGAUGGUUGGCAAGCAUUUGAUAUCGGAGAGCCAAAUUGGUGCAUUGUACAGUUAGGUGUUCCUGGAAUAUUGCAUGGUGUUGAAGUAGACACAUCCUAUUUCAUUGCAAACCAUGCCCGUCGAAUCUCUUUUGAAGGGGCUGCUCUGGAAUCUGGUCAGAUCUCACCAAAUACGAAAUGGGAAGAAUUAGUACCAUCAAGCCCAUUAGAACCAGGUUACCUUGCCUGUUGUCACAAUUUCUUUGCAAUCUCCCACAAAAAGCCGUGGACACAUGUACGCCUUAAUGUGUUUUCUGGUUGUGGUAUAGCACGUCUUCGCAUUUAUGGUGAACCUUGGCCUGAUUUAUCUCAUGUGUUAUGUGAUCAGCUACUUGACUUACUAUCUCUAAUGAAUGGCAGUAUGUGCCUGGCUGCAAGUUGUCCUACAAUGAAACAACUGGCUCUAACCAUCCACUUGCCCUCUGCCACUGACAGUCAAUUGAGCACUAACCAGAGGUUUUCAAGGGAGAAUGACCAGUUACCAAUUUGUGAAUCUCAGAACAUCUUCAAGGCAGGAAAUUGGCAAGAGGUUUGGGCCAUAUACAGGUUGGCCUGCCCAGGUAAUAUAUCAAAAGUUGAACUGAAAACAGGGAAGUUUCAUGGCAAAUUCCUUGCAUUCCUUACAAUUGAUGCUUGUUCUAUGUCAGCAGAACAAGAGAAAAUGGUAGAGAAAUCGUUCAAGAGCGAAACAACAAAGUGCAGUGAUCAGGUCCCAUGGUUCGUCUUGGUCUCAUCAACAGGUCUCCUCCCUUGCUCAACGCAUACCAUUCAAAUUGCUUCCCAUAUUGUCAGAUCUCAUAUCCGUCUUCGUCUGACUUUGUUGCUCCCAUCGCCGUCCCCAGUGGAGCAUCGCCUGGAAUCCUCCAUGGAUUCAUUGCUAGAACAUGUCCACAUCUGGGGUCACAAGUCAACACAACACUUGUGCCGUCUUUAAAAACAGUUCUCUCUUGUCUUCCUCCUAAUUUUCUCUGCUUUCUCUUCCAUUUUCAUCCCUCCUACCUUUGCAAAUUUUUUGUUAUUUUUUAAAAACUUUUUUUUAUAUAUUUUAUUUUUGCUUAAAUUAUUAUGGUGCAAGACCCAUAAUUCCAUGAUACUACAGACAACUUCAUCCUUGCUGCUUACCAUCUGAUACCGAAAUUUAAUUUUUAUAGUCAGUCACUGUGGAAAUCCUUCAUCAGUGAAUGAUAUAUAUUUAUUGAAGGGCUUAAACCCCUCAACUCCCUUUGUUAAAUUGGGUUUUUACAACCAAAUUCAUUUCAUAGUAAAACAGCAUAUGCUUAUGUACACAUACUGGAUUAUUUCCUAUGCUGUGUAGUGCAUUGUAAAAUCAACGAGGUAAAAACAAGCUCCAUAGCUCUACUGAGUAUGUUUAUAUAGACACCAUGGAAUAUUUCAUAAGCUGUGUGAUGUAGCAUAAAACAAUUUCCACAACAAGGAAUACGUUUACACACAGUGAUCUCAGUUUUUUAUUUAAUAUAAUCCUCAUG